AUGGAUCCUAUUAGCAUCAUCGCGUCAGCGAUCACCAUUGGUGCAAGCGCGGCCCAGCUCUCGCUUGCUCUCUCCAGCGUAGUCGGGACACUUAAGAAUGCACCUAAAGAGAUAGCGGAUAUCGCGGAUGAAAUAUCUCUACUCGCAGGAAGUCUGCAGACUCUGGGAGAGAUUCUUGGUACUCAUCAGAAUCUAUGCAAGCCAGCAUUCUUCGCAAAUACUCGCGCCAUCAUAUCGAGAUACGAAGGGGUCGCUGCGGAGAUUCGAUUACUAAUUAGUCGACGACGAAGCCUCGUAAGGCUCAAGUGGUUGUCGAACAAGAUUAAAGUGAAAGGUCUUCUGAAGAAGAUCGAGGGAAUCAAGACGCUACUGGUCCUGGAGCUAAGUGUCAUCCGCCUCGCCAGGGAAGAGGCUAAUCGGCCAUCUGCCAACUUCGACUCAAACGGUCAAAGCCAUGGCCGACCAGGUUUCAAUCGGUUCCGUAGGAUUGUAGAAAGCGCUGUUCAGGCGGGCAGGCACGUUGUAGAGAGUGCACAAGAAGAAGAUGAAAAGCUCGAGGCAGGCACGGAACCACACUCCUCGGCUGAAUUAGACCUAUGGAAGAGCGCCUCUUCUGACACUGCGCCCUGGCUCUUUCAGAUGGUGUUCAGCUCUGGCGACACAAGUCCUCCACCCCCAUACCCACAACAACGUCAACUCCAUCAAGCGUCCGUCGUGGAUGAAAGCGUUGAGACGGCCACGAGAAGUAGCCACACAUCGUCUUCUGAGCCGGUCACAUUACCUGAGAGACGACCUUCGAGUCCAGAUGAGAAGGCUAUGAUCUUGUGGAGCAGACAGACAGAACCCGAUCUAGUAGUAAACAGACUACUCUCCUCAUGGACUACGCUUUCGCCCAAUCAAAUCAGUCUCAGCUCAACUCGUCAACACGGUGUUGAGGGUGUAGUUGAGGAUGAUACCUGGAGGGAAGACAUCCUGAGAAAAGUGGAGGAAGCAAAGAAGGAUGAUGACGUAUCUUUGGACGAGUGGGAACAGGAGAAUGAGCCUGUCGGGUCCGACGACGAAGCAUUCCAGAGUGCUGAGGAAGACAGCACGUUCGAUGCUAAUGCACCUCCGUACAACUUCCGCCGCAACACCCAACAAGCCCGUACGAGGAGCGCAAGAACCUCUGACCGCAAUACAGAGGAUUAUUAUGCAUACGGAUCGUCGCCAAUCUACAACGAUCCCCCGUCGCCUAGGCGAAAGGCUGGUGAUCAACACGUGAAAUUUGGGAAAACAUCAACCACUCGUCCACGUCGACGUGGAUCUAAAGAAAGAAAACCUGGCGUGAAGCUGCCACGCGCAGAGGCUGGAUCCAGACGGCCUUCAUCGAGAGUUCGCACGAUUCGAAGUGAUCAAACGGAUGUAGCUUUCAGUGCACCAAACCAUGCCUGGGUCAACGUUCACGAUCCUCAGAAGGAACCCAGAUCAGGGUAUUCGAAUCCCUUCAGGCCUGGUCAUACUCAGCCCCCUGUCGAUUAUGGAUACUAUCCGGGGUUGCGGGAGACAUCACACGUGCCACUACCUUCCGAGCCGCCGAGACAAGCACAUGCAUCUAAUCCAUACCUACAACACCCUCCAGGCCAUCAGCCAGUCUUUGAAUCCCCUCCGCCGUCUCCAGCUCAAGCUCAAGCUCCACCUAUGCCUUUCAUGAUGGGGCCUCCUCCUCCUCCUCCUCCACCCCCUCCACCGCCAUCGGAUGAGGCUGGAGGGGACGGGCUUCUCGCUCGGCUGGAGAAAUUACUCGAGAAGCGCAACCCAGAACCCUCAGUCGGGUAUGAAGACCCUCCGUUCUCAAGACUGGCGAAGAUCUUACAGGAGCGCGAAGUACAAAGCGAAAGAGAACGGGCAAAUGCAACAACUGAGGUGUACAUGAAGCAAAUGCAGGACGUCCACGAGAAAGAUGAGGAGAAGAUGAACCAGCUCGAAAGUCUCGUAGCACUUCAAAGGGCAGAACAAAAGCGCAUGGAGGUUAUGUGGGAUGAGGAAAGGAAGGCUAUGGAAGCAAGAGCAGCUGAACAAGCUCAACAAGUGAAGGAUCUGGCAGCGAGAGAGAUCUCAGCGGCACAGUUGGCUAAGGAAGCAGCCCAAGCAGCCCUCAACACCGAGAAGCUGGAAGCCGAGAAAAAAGCACGGAAAAGAGCUGACGCCAUGGUCAUAGCGGAAAGACAACGAAGCGAUGAAGUCCACAAAUUGCAAGUGGAACGCUACGAAGAGCUACUCCGUGGAAUACAAGAGCAGCAAUUGAGCUCAGAGCAAGAUAACGAUCAGACCAUAAGACGGACUCGCAUAGCGGAAGGUAAUCGCAGCGUGGAUGUAACAGAAUAUGCGACAAGCAGACGAGCUCCGCUUACGGCAUCUUCUUCCACCCCAUUCUUGGAAAGUUUCGCGCGCCUGGACAUGAGGCCGAACUAUCGCGAUCGCCCCCAAAGGAAUUCUCGUCGUGACAGCUUUCGCAGUUCCAUCAGCUCAAUGCAUGCUUCGCGUACUUCAUUGGGAAGCACAGGCACAUUGGAAAGUAACUCACCGUCUCAGCAGAUGAUCGUCUUCCCUGUCAAAGCCGACAGACGCUCUCAAAGGAUGGACAGGCUGCAAAAGUCGCUGGCUGGGUUUGGAAUCGAAUCUGUGUUUGAAGACGCUGAAGACGAUCCGUUUCACACCAGUCAACUCAUACAAUAUAAUUACGACAACACGGAUGACCAGAUUGUUAGGAGUACCAUCUUUUGGGAGUCCUCGGCGCUUAAUCUAGGAAGCGAGCUUCUGCUGACCAUGAGGCAAGCCGGAUGGAGGACACCCUACACUCGUAUAUCAGGCAAAGGUCAGACUCACUAUCUAGGGAGUCAACCGAUACAUACCUACUUCUUUGACCCUGACUACGAACCGCAGUUUUGCGCAUCUGAGACAGCAUCAGGCAAAGAAUCGAUCACUAUUCAGAAAGCCCUUGUGGAAGAGUAUGCGCUGAUCGAGCUUGGCUUCCAAUUUCAGACCAACGAUAUGGGCUUAUAUAUUCUCGACGGUAGAUUGACAUAUAACGACAUCGAGACAGUCAUUGAACGAUCGUUCCUCAUGAGAGAAAACAACUAUCGGCGCCUCCACCGUCAGCUACAAUGGCAUUUCGACAAGGACCCCGAGGUACCUUUGAGUGCCUAUCCAGCCACGUAUGCGUCAUCAGCGCACUCUGCGCCGUCCGUGUACUCGGGCGAGAACUCCACUGUCUGCGACGACACAGAUGCAGAGACGCGAGGCAAGAAGAGCCCCAGUUCGGCAGGCUCCGAUGCCGAUCAGUCCGAUAUUGGCGAUGUCAGCAAAUUCCUUGUUCCUCGAUCUGAAGCAUCAAGAAGGUCAGUAGCGCCGUCGGUGGCUUCACGAACUUCGAAAUCCACGAAUCCGUAUCGGAAGUACAUGAAUGCGGGGGAGGAUAUUCCUUUGCGCAUCCUGUACAUGCGCUUCAAACACUUCCUCGCCCUCUCAGACCCACGUCUUUACACACUCGCCAACUUCCGCGUCCGCUCCCAUUGGCGCACCAUGGCCGCCGCCCCGCCCCCAGAUCGCCCGAUAAAGCUGCUGAUGCUCCAUGGCUACACGCAAUCAGGAUCACUAUUCCAAGCCAAGACCGGCGCACUGCGCAAGACAUUACAAAAAGCCUUCCCCAAAGGCAUCGAACUUGUAUACCCUACUGCGCCGCUACGUUUAACCCCCGCCGACGAAUCGUUCCUAGCGGGAAACACAAGUAAAGAUGGCGAGGGCAAAGAUGCAAAGGACGGAGAGGAGCAAGAAAUCGAUGCAUGGGCGUGGUGGAGGAGGAAAGGUACAGGAGAACCAUACACAUAUGAAGGCAUGGAGCAAGGGUUGGAGCGCAUCGCAAGCGUGUUGAAAGAACAAGGUCCUUUUGACGGUGUCGUGGGAUUCUCACAAGGUGGAGCAGCGGCAGCUAUGGUCGCGAGUUUGCUCGAGCCAGGCCGUCGCGCCGCAUUCGAGAAGCUGUAUCCUGAGGGCGGUAUGAGGUUCCCAGAGUCUUUCGAAGAGGACACCGGGUACAUGGAGGGCACAAUACAUCCGCCGCUCAAGUUUGCGGUCAGCUAUAGCGGCUUCGCAGCGCGUGGAAAGAACCCUUAUCACGCGUUCUAUGAGCCUAAGAUCAAGACACCGAUGCUGCAUUUCUUGGGUACGCAAGACGUCGUGGUUGAAGAGGCGCGCAGUCUGGCAUUGGUCCAGGCUUGCGAGCACAGCGAGGAGAAGUACGUUGUGUAUCACCCCGGGGGACACUUCCUUCCAAGCACGCAGAAAGCUAGUGUUAAUGCGUUGAUUGGGUUCAUCAAGGAAGUUUUGCACGAACAGCAGGGUGGGGGAAAGAAGGAAGAGGAGCGUGUUGAGGAUAUGGAUGUGCCGUUCUAA
This is a messenger RNA of Alternaria ethzedia, 4431 nucleotides long. RefSeq lists its product as uncharacterized. The record is from RefSeq and is a predicted model, not a curated record. The transcript has 6 exons. Bases 1 to 4431 code for a protein of 1476 amino acids. Gene Ontology annotation, cellular component: nucleus; cytoplasm. Lineage: Eukaryota; Fungi; Ascomycota; Dothideomycetes; Pleosporales; Pleosporaceae.